UCUGUAUCGGCGCCUCACGGAGGAAGCAUCGCGCGCGCAGCGGUCUGAGACAGAGGCCUGCACCCCCCCCACCCGCCGCCAUGUCCAAGUCUGAGUCCCCUAAGGAACCUGAGCAGCUGCGCAAGCUCUUCAUCGGUGGCCUGAGCUUCGAGACAACAGAUGAGAGCCUUCGUGGCCACUUCGAGCAAUGGGGCACACUCACCGAUUGCGUGGUAAUGAGAGAUCCAAAUACCAAGCGCUCCAGGGGCUUUGGGUUUGUUACAUACUCUACAGUAGAAGAGGUUGAUGCUGCCAUGAAUGCUAGACCGCACAAAGUUGAUGGCAGAGUUGUUGAACCAAAGAGGGCCGUAUCCAGAGAGGACUCUCAGAGGCCUGGAGCUCACCUGACAGUGAAGAAAAUCUUUGUUGGUGGGAUUAAGGAAGACACAGAGGAGCACCACCUGAGAGACUACUUUGAACAGUAUGGCAAAAUUGAAGUGAUUGAGAUCAUGACAGACCGUGGCAGUGGCAAGAAGAGAGGCUUUGCGUUCGUCACCUUUGAUGACCACGACUCCGUGGACAAGAUUGUUAUUCAGAAAUAUCACACUGUGAAUGGCCACAACUGCGAAGUGAGGAAAGCACUGUCGAAGCAAGAAAUGGCCAGCGCUUCAUCCAGCCAAAGAGGUCGCAGUGGCUCUGGGAACUUCAGUGGUGGCGGCGGCCGUGGAGGUGGAUUUGGUGGAAAUGACAACUUUAACCGUAGCAGCAACUUCAGUGGUCGUGGUGGGUUUGGUGGCAGCCGCGGUGGUGGCUAUGGAGGCAGUGGAGACGGCUAUAAUGGAUUUAGCAAUGAGGGUUAUGGUGGUGGCGGCGGCGGUGGCCCUAGCUACUCUGGAGGAAGCAGAGGCUACGGUGGCAGUGGCAACUAUGAUGGCUAUAACAACGGAGGUGGUGGCUUUGGCAGUGGCAGUGGAGGAAGCAGCUUUGGAGGUGGCGGAAACUACAAUGACUUUGGCAGUUACAACAACCAAUCUUCAAACUUUGGCCCUAUGAAAGGAGGGAACUUCGGAGGCAGGAGCUCUGGUCCAUACAGCAGUGGUGGGGGGGUCGCACUCGGAGGCUUGCUAUCUGAAAGGGGUCACCAGAACAAAAGUUUGAGAACCACUGCUAUAACGCCAUCUCCAAUUGCUCUCUCAGGUGGCUACGGUGGCUCCAGUAGUGGCGGUAGUUAUGGAGGUGGGAGAAGGUUUUAACUACCAGGAAACAAAGCUUAGCAGGAGAGGAGAGCCAGAGAAGGGACAGGGAAGCGACAGGUUACAACAGUUGUGAACUCAGCCAAACACAGUUGUGGCAGGGUGUAGCUGCUACAUGAAGACAUGUGUUAGACAAACUCUCCUUUGCAAACAUAAGGACUGUAUUUGUGACUAAUUGUAUAACAGGUUAUUUUAGUUUCUGUUCUGUGGAAAGUGCAAAGCAUUCCAAUAAGGGUUUUUAUGUAGAAUUUAUUUUAUUUUUUUUCCGCACCCAUGCUGUUGAUUGCUAAUUGUAAUAGACUGAUCAUGACGCUGAAUAAAUGUGUCUUUUUUUU
Messenger RNA from Terrapene triunguis (Three-toed box turtle), 1567 nucleotides. It is a transcript of the gene HNRNPA1, whose product is annotated as heterogeneous nuclear ribonucleoprotein A1. The coding region runs from base 81 to 1232 and encodes 383 amino acids. Gene Ontology annotation, molecular function: RNA binding. The record is from RefSeq and is a predicted model, not a curated record. NCBI's taxonomy places the organism in Eukaryota, Metazoa, Chordata, Testudines, Emydidae. The transcript has 11 exons.